Molecule: messenger RNA, 2183 nt
Organism: Tigriopus californicus
Lineage: Eukaryota; Metazoa; Arthropoda; Copepoda; Harpacticoida; Harpacticidae
Product: glutamate-gated chloride channel subunit beta-like
Exons: 10
Coding region: 471-2066 (531 amino acids)
Biological process (GO): regulation of membrane potential; monoatomic ion transmembrane transport; nervous system process
Cellular component (GO): neuron projection; synapse; membrane
Molecular function (GO): extracellular ligand-gated monoatomic ion channel activity; neurotransmitter receptor activity; transmembrane signaling receptor activity
Source: RefSeq, a predicted model, not a curated record
ACUUUGGCUUUGAGUUUCGGGGUGAGUGACGAGCACCAUUUCGCUCCUCAGUUGGCAUCUUCCACGGCCUAAGGGCGCUUCACGUUCCCCAUGCCGAGUUUUCUCCACUGAUUUCACUGGAACCGCCUUGAAGGUCUCUUGGAAAAACCGGGCUCUAAGCCGAUUUCGACCCAAAUCUCAUCAAUCACAACCUCAGUCAAGCAUUGAAACGCGAGGAGAGCCGUGCUUGUUUGUGGGACUCCUUCGUGGAGAGUGUCUAGAGAACUGAAAAAUGUUAGAUCAAGUGGAAGAGAUACCUCGGUAAACCACUCCGAACUGAGUUGACUUGGGGUCCCUUCAUCGUCUCUUAUCGAUUAUCCCUGGGAAUGAGACCCACCACAAAUUGGAGAAUACGAAUCCUGAGCUGACAGGCCUGUGGAGUGGACGGAACCGAAAAUCUCCCAGGGCUGUUUCAGUGCCACAGUUCCAAGAUGAAACAGAGUCUGGCGCUGAAUGCAGUGCUUGUCUGUUUGAUUGAGGUCGCUCUCGUGGGCAGCGACUCAGUGUCUUAUGAAGACUGCUUGGCCGAUCCCGAUGUUAUUUCUGAGGCAUUUUGUCUGCCCAAGGGCUACAGGAAGGAUGUACCGCCUUCAACCAUUAUGCCCAUCGGAGUAUACGUUAAUCUUCCAUUGAGCGAGAUAAGUGCCAUCGACGACCAGCACUCGCAAAUCAGUAUUCGCCUCUCGUACAAGCUACUCUGGCCAGAGCCAAGGAUGGUUUUGAACACGUCCAUUGAUUGGAAUACGGUCGAGGAGAAGCCCGUAGCCGCAUCGCUGAUUAGACACUUCUGGACUCCGGAUAUCAUCAUCCAUGAUCUGGUGGAGUUCAAGAAGCCUGAGGUUAUCAAGGAGGUCGCGGCUCUUCAAAUCAAGAAGGAGCACAGUGUCUACUUCAAGAUAAGGAGUGACUUGACAGUGGUCUGCAAGGGAAUGGAAUUCGCGCUCUAUCCGUUUGACAGUCAUGUGUGCCACCUGAAACUCACCAGUUUUUCUCAUGAUACCAACGAGAUGAUCCUAAAUGGAGGCUACACGUACAACCAAGACAACCAAAGGGCAUUGCCAUUCAAAGUGGCCAUCAGUCGGAUGAAGGAUUCAGAUGUUUACAGAGGGCAUAACAGCAACUAUUCCAUGUUUGCUCUAGAGAUUCGCCUUCGCCGUUAUGUAUCUCCGUAUAUUCUGAGUUGUUUUCUUCCCACUGGGAUCUUUGUCGUGGUCUCAUGGGUGUCAUUCCUUAUUCCUGCAGACAUUAUUGCUGCAAGAAUCGUACUCUUGGUCACCCUGGUCUUAGUUUUGAUUAACAAAUUCAAUUACGUCACCGAGCGGAUUCCUGUUGCAAGACAGGAAACGGCCCUUGAGUUUUGGGUGUCUGCCUGUAUUUGCCUGGUGUUUGCAGCACUGGGGGAGUACGCGUUUAUCCUCUGGAAGAUGACCAGGCUACGCCGCCAGGAGCGGGAAUACAACCCCGAGGCACACCAAUCCAGUUGGCCACAAGUGCCUGCCAACGGAGAGGUCGUGGGGUUAAGGUUCAAUGGCGGGCACUCUCUUCAGUUGCAAAAAUCGGUCAAACUGCCCACUGUGGCCAUGAUUGACCGGCAUGGGGUCAGGAACCAAGUAGCUCACCGCCAUCAGCGUCUUACUUCACCAGUUGUGACCUCACCCAUCAAUGUGCGACCGCAAGGCCUCGACUUGGACCAAUCAAGUAUUAGCGACUCAUUCAUAGAAUAUGGGGCAGGGUUCUCGGAAAACUAUAACCCCUCCUUGCGUGGACAUGAUGAGGUGAAUCCAGCUCGCAACAGUAGCCAUGCCAAGGUUCACUGGAAAGAUCCAUUUUGGAAGGAUUCGUUGGAGAUUGGUGACAGGUGUCAGGAAUCUCGAAAGCCGGGCCAAACGAAACAAGAAGAGGAGUUUGCUCGGAAACGCAAGAAGUAUUUGGAGGACUUUGAUGAGCAUGCACUGAAGGUCUAUCCGUCACUAUUCCUUACUUUCAAUGUGAUCUAUUGGUUCUAUUACAUGUUCUAUUGCCACUGAUAUGCGCAUGCCACAUAUGCACAGAUUAGGUACUUCUGUCUAAAAUAUUGAUCUUGAAAUUCGGCUCAAAGUAAUCAAAUAAAAACAAUUUCAGCUCAAACUCGAUUCGGCUCUAUU